Messenger RNA from Nematocida minor, 1008 nucleotides. Its product is annotated as pyruvate dehydrogenase E1 component beta subunit. The transcript has a single exon. Gene Ontology annotation, biological process: pyruvate decarboxylation to acetyl-CoA. The record is from RefSeq and is a predicted model, not a curated record. Bases 1 to 1008 code for a protein of 335 amino acids. Gene Ontology annotation, molecular function: pyruvate dehydrogenase (acetyl-transferring) activity. Lineage: Eukaryota; Fungi; Microsporidia.
AUGCAAUGCAAAAUAUCAGAAGUGAUACAAAAGGUCCUCUCCCAGGAGAUGGAGAGAGACGAGUCAGUCUAUGUGCUCGGGGAAGAGGUUGCUGUCUACGGAGGAGCGUAUCAGUGCACAGCAGGCCUGCUCGAUAGGUUCGGGUCUCUGCGCGUGAUUGAUACGCCUAUUUCUGAAAUGGGGUUCACAGGGAUGGCUGUGGGCUCUGCCUUCAUGGGCCUUAAGCCUGUGUGCGACUUCAUGUCCUUCAGCUUUGCUCUGCAGUCUCUGGACCACAUAAUAAACUCUGCUGCAAAAACCCUCUACAUGUCAGGAGGAAGGCUGAACUGUCCCAUUGUCUUCAGAGGGCCCAAUGGAUUUGCCUACGGAGUUGGAGCCCAGCACACCCAGGACUUCAGCGGAUUCUAUGCCGCAAUACCUGGGCUAAAGGUAGUUAUUCCUUACUCCCCGCGUGACUAUGCAGGAGUUCUCCGAAGCGCCAUAAGAGACCCCAAUCCCGUGGUUAUUUUGGAGAAUGAAAUAUUAUACUCCCGAGCUAUGGAGUGUGACGAGUCUAUUUUUGACAAAGAUUUUUUGCUUCCCCUGGACAAGUCCAUUAUUGAGUCAGAGGGCACUGACAUCACCAUUGUAGGCAUUGGGCUGACGGUGGGCUUGUGCCUGGAUGCUCUCAAAGUCCUCAAACAGCAGAAAAUCUCUGCAGAAAUCGUAAAUGUUUUGGCUGUAAAUCCUCUGGACAUCAACACAAUUGAAAAGUCAGUUAGAAAAACAAAAAAGCUGCUUAUUGUAGACUACGCCUGGCCAGAGUGCGGGGUUGCAUCUGAGAUAUCGGCAUCGAUCUCUUCUCGCUUGUUCAACCUUCUUGAUAAGCCUGUGUACACGCUGUGCAGCAAAAAGAUACCCACCCCGUAUGCCGAAGAGUUGGAGAAGGCAAUGUACCCCAAUGCAGACGACAUAGUCACAAGCGCGCACAUUCUUCUCUCUAAGAUGGAGUAUUCGAAUAAAAACUAA